UUUUUUUUUAUUUUUUUAGUAGGAGACUGUGUGCUGCAUAUGUUUGACUCAUUGUUCCCUGCUAAAGGUUCCCUGGCUGUAGCCGGAGACCAUUCGACCGGGUAGCGACAGAGAAGGCUGCUCUUGAACAGGAAUCUGUCUGAAGGGAGAGGACAAAACAACACACAGAGGCUGCGAGCUGGAGAGGAGAAGAAAAAAGGGGGGAAUUGAAAUCCACACAGGCAUGCAACACUAAAAGUUGCCUCACUGAGACUGUUUCCAGGUCAUAGUGGAGUGGGAGGAGACUGAACGGCUCUUGUAUUUUUCUGCCAAACACCUUCCUCCUAAAUAGCCUGUUUGCCUUCUCAUUGACACCCGCUUGUUAAGCUUCAGCACUCUUUUUCUCAGUUUUUGAUAUAUGAUAUACACACUGUCAGACUUUAAUGACAAAUGAGAGCAGGGGUGUGCAGGAAAUACUGAUUCUCUCCAGGUGAGGAACAAACACACUCUGGACUUUUUUUUUUUCUUUAUAUUUAUGUUACCUUGACAGCAGCCGGACAUCUUGGCUGCCUGUCCCAUUUUCCUCCGCCGUGGUUCGGUAACCAAGCGAUGGCCAUGGUGAGUGGGGGCUGGGGAGAUCCUAAUGGGGGCACCAACGGGCUGGGGGACAAGAGCUACCAGGGGGAGGAGGAGGACGGCUCCCCGCAGGCGGGAGGCAGCGACAUGGAGGCCGGAGACGAGGAUAAGUCGUGCGUGGUGGACUGCGUGGUGUGCGGGGACAAGUCCAGCGGGAAACACUACGGGGUCUUCACAUGCGAGGGCUGCAAGAGCUUCUUCAAGAGGAGCGUCAGACGCAACCUCAGCUACACUUGCAGGUCAAACAGAGAGUGUCAGAUUGACCAGCACCACAGGAACCAGUGCCAGUACUGUCGACUGAAGAAGUGUUUCCGUGUUGGCAUGCGCAAAGAAGCAGUUCAACGCGGUCGCAUCCCACCUCAGCCGAGCCUCAGCCCCUCUAUCACGCCCAUAGGUGGCGCCAGUGGCCUCGGAGGUGGCGACUUUUACAACAACAACAACAAUGGAGGAAGUGGCGGUGGUCAGCCAGUUUCAGAGCUAAUUUCCCAGCUGCUGCGUGCAGAACCAUACCCCAGCAGCCGGUUUGGACACCAGUACAACCAGCAGGCCGGUCCAGAUAACGCCAUGGGGAUUGAUAACAUCUGUGAACUGGCUGCCAGGCUACUCUUCAGCACCGUGGAGUGGGCCAGAAGCAUCCCUUAUUUCCCUGAGCUACCUGUGUCAGACCAGGUGGCUCUGCUGAGGCUGAGCUGGAGCGAGCUGUUCAUCCUCAACGCGGCCCAGUCGGCCCUGCCGCUCCACAUGGCCCCCUUGUUGGCUGCGGCCGGCUUCCACUCCUCGCCCAUGUCUGCGGAGCGUGUGGUGUCCUUCAUGGACCAGGUGAGGGUGUUCCAGGACCAGGUGGACAAGCUGACCCGGCUGCAGGUGGACUCGGCUGAGUACAGCUGUCUCAAGGCCAUCGCGCUCUUCUCACCAGACGCCUGUGGUCUAACAGACCCGGUUCACGUGGAGUCACUGCAGGAGAAGGCUCAGGUGGCUCUGACGGAGUACGAGAGGAUGCAGUACCCGAGUCAGCCUCAGCGAUUUGGACGCCUGCUCCUGCGCCUCCCCGCCCUGCGCGCCGUUCCCGCCAGCCUCAUCUCGCAGCUCUUUUUCAUGCGCCUCGUAGGAAAGACACCCAUCGAGACGCUGAUUCGUGACAUGCAGCUCUCCGGAAGCUCAAUCAGCUGGCCGUAUGUCCCAGGACAGUAGCCCCCCUUACGGACGAGGUCUCCGCCGGGGAUAAGUGACGACAAGGACCCACAGGAAACCUCCUGACUCAUCCCUUCCCAUCUGUGUGGUUAACAAACUGCAGUGCCAGCUGGCCGUCAUAUGUACUGUACCGUAACCGCUCUAUUCCCCCUCAUGAAAUGGGCCCUCUGUCUCCACACGGGCCUCCAGUGAAGAGAGGAGCCAGUGCCAGGCUGGAUAUGUCUUGUUGCCAGCCCAGUCGUUCUGGUGCCAGGUCUCAGGCCAGAGAACAGCUUUUCAUGCUGUGCUCCGAUAUGGCCACCUCAGCCAGUCAUGUCACCACCCACAUGCCAUAGUGACUAAAGACGCUGCAGUUUCAUGUAGAGGGCAGCAGCACCCUGCUACAAAAACAUCUAGAGGACAAAACUGUCCAACUGCUGACAGUCAGCAGAACAUUUUCCCCUCACUGGGCUCAUUUUCCACAGCUCACCAUUUGUGAUACAGUGACCUUUUUAUUUACACAACUGAUAACAUGACAAUACCGUAUCAUGAUUAGAAUGGAUCUAAUUGAACAGUGGUGAACUGAAUAUAAGACAAUGUAAAAGCUUCAUUGAAUUCAGCGCUCUUGGCUCAGCACUGAAGAAGAAGAAGAAGAAGAAGAAAAGGAGCCGAUCAGAUGGAACAGAACGGAAACAAAAACCAAGGAGAAAUCACCAAAGUCUAUCAUAUCAUCCUCGGAGAUGUUUUUUUAAAUAGAAUAAUUAGCAAAAAGAGAAAGAGAUACGGACUCUUGUGACUGCCUGACCAUCAAGUGAACAAUGCUUUUAAAUUCAUUCACAGGGCUCACUGUUGUAACAUCAGAGUGGAGUAAUACCUCACUAGACAUCAGAAUGCUUCAGUCUGAUAUUUCCUAAACUCAAACCUCUGUAAAUGUUGUUCACCAGAAACCGCCUUCUUUUUGACAACUGCCUUGUUAUUCAUUAUGAAUUUGGAACACAUAUAAAAUAUGAAAUGAGCUUCACAACAUUCGUCUUGUAUCUUUUUAAAAAAGAUCCCCAAGGUGAUUUUCACUCUUGUGUUUGGAUUAUGAGUUUUGACUGACUGAAUAAGGUGAAUUCAGCUAUCAGGCAUUGUUUGGAUCGAGUUUUUUAUUAUUAUUAUUAUUAUUAUUGUGAAACGGCAGGCUGACAUUAACUCAAGAAACAACUCAAGAUGUAAGAAUUAGUUAUAGUUGGUGGUGAGACUUUAUAACAACACUACUAAUUAAAUACCAGUUUACGGCGACCAAUGCUGUUUCCUUUGAAAAAUGUAUUGAAAUGUAAAUAUAUUGAGGCCAACUUUGUCUUUUUGCAUGUUCAAAUGUUGUUUUGGAUCUCUGUUAAGUGGAGACUGUUUCAUUAUUUUCCAUUAUGUAAUUCAAGGUUCAUUUAAACAUUUAACUAUUGCUUUCACUGUUAGCUCCUAAAUGUUUUUUUUCUAUAUGUAUUUACAUGAAAAUACCUCUGUCAUCUGUUAAGAUGUCAAAAAAAGAAGCUUAUCUUCAUGCCAUCGCAGCUGGUUUGACAGAUAGGUGCUCUGAGCGAGUCUCUACUGUUGGGAAUGAUGUGAGACGAAACUGUAAUGGAUGAAAAUCUGGUGGAAGAACUGCACUUG
Messenger RNA from Anoplopoma fimbria (sablefish), 3438 nucleotides. It is a transcript of the gene nr2f6a, whose product is annotated as nuclear receptor subfamily 2, group F, member 6a. The record is from RefSeq and is a predicted model, not a curated record. Lineage: Eukaryota; Metazoa; Chordata; Actinopteri; Perciformes; Anoplopomatidae. Gene Ontology annotation, biological process: anatomical structure development; negative regulation of transcription by RNA polymerase II; cell differentiation. Gene Ontology annotation, molecular function: zinc ion binding; RNA polymerase II cis-regulatory region sequence-specific DNA binding; nuclear receptor activity.